AUGGGACCCUGCAGGGACUCCCAGGCAGAGUCGCCCUCCGAGUGCCCCAAGAGGAGGAAGAAGAGGUACCUGUGGCAUGACAAGCCCCCCUACACCUACUUGGCCAUGAUCGCCUUGGUUAUCCAGGCUGCACCCGCUCGCCGGCCGAAGCUGGCCCAGAUCAUCCACCAAGUGCAGGCCGUGUUCCCCUUCUUCAGGGACAACUACGAGGGCUGGAAGGACUCCAUCCACCAUAACCUUUCCUCCAACCCGUGCUUCUGUAAGGUGCCCAAGGACCCUGCAAAGCCCCAGGCCAAGGGCAACUUCUGGGCAGUCAAUGUGAGCCUGAUCCCGGCCAACGUGUUGCGGCUGCAGAACAUGGCCCUGUGCCGGUGCUGGCAGAACAGGGGUGCACACGGAACCUUUACCAAGGACCUGGGCCCCUAUGUGCUUCACGGCUGGCCCUACCGGCCGCCCAGCCCACCGCCACCAGCCAGGGAAGGCUUCAGCAUCAAGCCCCUGCUGGGGAACCCCGAGGAGGGGCUGCCCUGGCCGCAGCAGCCCAGAAGGGCUGGACAGGGCAGCCUGACUCCUGAGGGCAGUGAGGGGGAGGCAGUGCUCACCCCACCCCUGCCCUCCUCUGAGAGGUCCCUGUGGCCCCACCAGCCCCUCCCCAAGCCCACAAGAGUGGAGGGGGUGGUCUCCCAGGGCACAGAUAUCCACCCCUCUCCCCUCACUACCCCAGAGCCCAGGCCCUGGCCUGUCCACUUACUGCCUAGUACCCCAGAUCCCAUGGGGCUGCCCACGGGGGGACACAGGGCCUCACUGUGGGGGCAGCUGUCCACCUCCUACCUGCCCAUUUACACUCUCAACGUGGUCAUGCACUUGGGCUCAUUGCCACCCACCUCCUGUCCCCACUGCCCACCCUCGACCAGCCCAGCUUACUGGGGUGUGGCUCUUGAAUCCCAGGGGCCCCCGGGGCUGCUCUGGGACCUGGACGCUCUCUUCCAGGGGGUACCACGCAACAAGAGCAUCUACGACGUGUGGGUCGGCCGCCCUCGGGACCUGGCUGGUACUGCCCCGGGCUGGCUUCUGUCCUGGUACAGCUUGUGA
Messenger RNA from Oryctolagus cuniculus (rabbit), 1092 nucleotides. Lineage: Eukaryota; Metazoa; Chordata; Mammalia; Lagomorpha; Leporidae. The record is from RefSeq and is a predicted model, not a curated record.